AUGAGGGGGGUGCAGCAUACGCCUCAAGUUGGCGACGCUGGGCGCAUGGUGGCGACAAGGGGCAGUAGGGGUGCAGCACCAGCGGCAAGGGAUGGCCGGGGCCAGCGGGCGGGUGCGCCCUCCGCGGGCCCGGUGGCACGCGGGAGAGCACGCACGGGGGGGCAGCAGUUCCCCGUGGAUACCGCGGGUCACAGCAGGCCCCGCGGUAGGCUGGAAGACAGGGAGUGGGUCAGCGGCCGCAGGGCCGCGGCACGGGCCGCUGAGCCCGACAGUGGGUCCUCCGCGGGGUCAGGGGAUUUUUCUGCUUCCCCAGAAAGGGAGGAAGCAGGCUCUGCAAUUGAGAGUGGCAGAGCCGUCAGGGGUGCCCUUGCUUUCGGCUUAGAGCACGACGAACAGGGUCCCCGGGGCGCAUCAAGCAGUCAGCGGGCGCGGGCUCGCGCCCAACCAAGGACCGGCCACCCAUCGGGCGGCGGUUCCGGGCGUCGCGCCGCGCGGGAUGGGGGCCAGUCUGCGGGACGCAGAGGGUCUGGCGACCGUAGAGCAUCAGCGGCACAGCGAAUAGCACGGGCCUGCCGAGAGCUGGGGGCCGCCGCGGCGGAGCUUGAGCUGGGACCAGAAAGGGAGCGGGGGCGCACAGUCACCGCGCAUUCCGCACGGGGUGCCCGGCGUGCGCCACAAGCGUGGGCCGGGCCCUCUUCUGUUUUGUCUUCCACAGAGGACCGAAGCGAAAGAGAUGGGGCGGACUCCGUGGCGGACGAGGAUUGGCUGGAGGAUAACGAAGGAUCCGGGUCGGAGAGGUCGAUAGCAUCCGGUGAGUUGGUGCAAUCUAUAUCGGUUUCCACCACUAGCUCGAGUUCGCGAAGCUCUUCUUCCUCCGCGUCCUCCUCUUCUUUAGCGUCGCAGGCGUCCGACGCGGAUAGCACUGCUAGGGCAAGGAAGGAGGCCGAGAAACUUGCCAAAAGAGCGGCAAGGCAGCAGAAGAGGCGCAAGCGACGCAGGCGAUUGAGUGUAGAGGAGCGUAGGGCAAAGAAGCGGCGCGAUCUGCCGGGAGUAGUGCGCUGCGAAUACACCGCAGUUAUGAGGGGGCUGCGAGAUAGCUGCCGCAAGAAAAUAUGUAGGGGUGACUUCGUGGACUUAUUCGUCUUGACGAGGGCCAUGAAGAGGGAUUACAAAGCGGCGGCCGCUAAGACAGGCAUGGGUACUGAAGCUUUCCGGUCUUUUGAUAAUUGGCUGGCCGGUUUUUGGGUGUUUGCGGCAUGCUAUUUGGAGGAUAGGCCGGAAGAACACAUGAAUAUCAUCCGGUACCUUCAUCUAGUGCAUGACAUGCAGCGCACGUCCGCAGGCUCGGAAUGGCGCCAGUACGACCAAGAGUUUCGGGAGAAACAGGAUGGGCUGCGGGUUAUGGAUUUUGGUUUCAAAGACGUGGAGGUCUGGCUCAAGGUGACCCGGGCGUCACAACAAGAGGCGGAGCCCCAGAAACAGGGGACAGGGGUGCGUCGCGCGGGGUCAUCAGCCCAGGGGGCGGCCGCGGACGGAGGAAUGGCCAGGACAGGCGGGUUGGCCGCUCGCGGGGGCGGGCGGUCUGCCACUCGGGGGAAAUGCUUCGCAUUUAACAGCGGAACAUGUUCCUAUGGCAAGCAGUGUCGGUUUCGUCACUCCUGCCACCAUUGUGGGGGAGCCCACCCAGCCUCCUCCUGUUUCAAAGGGGGGCGACAGGGAAGCAAGGGGAAGCAGCCUUACUCUAAGCAGACCGCGAGCGGGACCGCUCAGCAGAGCCCCAACGCCAGUUAAGUUGGCAACGAUGGGCAAAUGGCUGCAUAUGUAUCCAAAUAGAGAUGAUGCUAAGUUUUUGUUAGACGGUUUUAAGUUUGGUUUUCGCUUGCCUGUUGCAAGCGAGGUAUCAGUGC
Molecule: messenger RNA, 1907 nt
Organism: Pseudophryne corroboree (corroboree frog)
Lineage: Eukaryota; Metazoa; Chordata; Amphibia; Anura; Myobatrachidae
Exons: 1
Coding region: 1-1791 (596 amino acids)
Molecular function (GO): metal ion binding
Source: RefSeq, a predicted model, not a curated record